ACCGCCACGUAGCUAAGUUUCCAUGUACCUCCCCCCACCCUAUCACUCCCCUCCUUUCCUCUCUCUAACUGUUUUCUCAUCACUCUCAUCUCUCCGUACAAACAUCGAUCCAAACUCACAUUCAUCAUCUCCUCCAUUCUAACUCGCCAUGACCGAGCCCGACUCAGUGGAAACCUCAACAUCAUCUCCCGCAAAUCCAACGCCUACGCAACCAUCAAUCUACAUACAUCCGCGACGCGAGCCUUUCGAACACGGACUCGUCCCGAUUCCCAAACUCAUCUUCACCGAUGCUUUUCAAACCCUAGCUGCUCAUAAGGUCAAGCUCAUUUCUCUGGCGAACGAAUCUAAUCACCGAGUUAACUCGGCCGCGAUAGCUGAGACGCUCCAGAUCUCUCCGGAGAAUGCGAGGCUUGUGAUUGAGAUAAUUGCGUCGGUUUUGCACUCGGAAUCGGAUCCGCUUGUUAAUGCGAAGCCGUCGGAGAUUGAAUCGGUCGGUGUGGAUGUGUAUGAUCUGAUUUUGUUCUUGUAUAUACAGUCGUAUAAGCGGUUGCUUCCCCGUGGACAUAGGGAUUCACCUGCUGUAACUGAUGUUUGGCCUUCUACUUCCGCUUUCGAUGGAUUCUUAUCGGCUCUUUCUCCAUUGCAGCUUGUCCGCAGUAACAGCCGUAAAUUUAUGCCGUCGCAAGCAGAUGAAGAGGCUCACCAGCUAUCUUAUCUACAGAAACAUUUGGGCAACCUUGUCUCCCUUUUGUCUGAUUCCACUGAGGGGGAAGGCGAUGAUUCAUUGGUGUUGAAAAUGGAAAAUUUCGAGCACCUUGGCUUUUUGAUAUUUUUUGGUGAAAAAGGAUCAGAGAAUGUUCCAUUGUGCCAGAAUGCUCCAUUUUUUGCCAAUUCGGAUCCUGACAUGCCUGCUGUUCCUGUUCCUGCACCACAAGUCCAUGAUUGGCUUCUAGAGAACAUUUCUUCUGCAUUGGAACAUAUAGCUGAAAGAGUUUCUACAAAAGAAAAUGGACCAACCAGUUCCUCUGACCCAGAUGUCCCAAUGGCUGACGUGUCUCCUAUUUCUGCAAAGUCCACAACCUUCACUCGGGGUCCAAGUUUCAUUGAGGGAAUCUCGAAGUCAUCAUGCUUGAAGCGGGAAUCUGAUCUGCAAGGCUCUUCCGUGAAGGUUGUCAAUUGUCACGAAUCAGUUAUUUACAUUUUGGCUCCUUUGAGAUAUGCUACAUUGUAUGGAUGCUCUGACACAACUAUAGUUCUGGGGGCUGUAGGCAAGGCUGUAAGAGUUGAACAUUGUGAACGAGUUCAUGUGAUUACAGCAGCUAGAAGAAUCUGUAUUGCCAAUUGUCGGGAGUGUGUAUUCUUUUUGGGGAUAAAUCAGCAACCACUUAUUGUUGGUGAUAACCAUAAACUACAGGUAGCUCCAUAUAAUACAUAUUACUCACAGCUGGAGGAUCACUUGAAUCAAGUAGGUGUCGAUACUACUCUUAAUAGAUGGGCUGAACCUCUGGCGCUGGGCAUAGUUGACCCACAUGAUUCAUUAUCUCAUCCCGUGGGCGUCUCUGAUGUUCAGACUGAGUCUGCCUCCCCUGUUGACCCAGAUCUUUUUACCAGUUUUUUGAUUCCGAAUUGGUUUGACGGAGAAUCUUCUGGAUCUACAAAAGACAAUCCAUUUCCUCUUCCAGAUGCUUAUGUGAAAUCCCAACAAAAAAAUCAUGAAAAUCUUGGGGAACUCAAGAAUGCGUUGAAGGAAACACAGCUUGAGGAUAGCAAGAAACGAGAACUUUCGACUGCACUCCAUGCCUCCUUCAAGGACUGGUUAUAUGCUUCAGGAAACAUCAGACAACUAUAUUGUCAACAAAAUGAUUAAAUAGGUGUGAGGCUGUGUUUCGGUACAGUUGGAGGAUUAGAACCCCAUAGUUGGUUUUCUGAUUUCUAUACCUUUCAAGCUUUGAUGGUGCAGGGUGUCAUAAUUGUUGUCAGCUGGUAAAUCCAACUAAAUUUCUCUUUUCUGUGACGACCAAGUGAUGUGUCGGGCUACAAGGCAGUAUGCAAUAACAAAUAUAGUCCCUAACUUGCUGUGAUUUUUUUUGUCCCUUUUAGAAAAUUUUAUUGUAAUAUGUUAGGAGAUGCUACCUCUGAACCAAUAUUGGUCCGACCUUAAAUUUUCUCAACUUUUGAAUGUAAUCAAUUUGUUGUAAGAGGAUAAAAAUGUGUGGCCUGAAUGAAAACAUCCUUUAUUCUUCUCAAAUAAAUGUGAUUCUAAGCAUUGAUCCA
Messenger RNA from Daucus carota subsp. sativus, 2274 nucleotides. RefSeq lists its product as uncharacterized. Bases 149 to 1867 code for a protein of 572 amino acids. NCBI's taxonomy places the organism in Eukaryota, Viridiplantae, Streptophyta, Magnoliopsida, Apiales, Apiaceae. The record is from RefSeq and is a predicted model, not a curated record. The transcript is spliced from 9 exons.